Messenger RNA from Sparassis crispa, 1983 nucleotides. RefSeq lists its product as hypothetical. The transcript is spliced from 6 exons. Bases 1 to 1983 code for a protein of 660 amino acids. The record is from RefSeq and is a predicted model, not a curated record. Lineage: Eukaryota; Fungi; Basidiomycota; Agaricomycetes; Polyporales; Sparassidaceae.
AUGCAGAGCAUUGACACAGGACUGAAUAGCCAAUUGGCAGGCAUUAUAGAUGUCUCGCAUAUGCGGACAGCGAUGUGGUUAGAUGAUGCGCAGCAGUUGAAUCCCAACUCAGCCACCAGGAUGACUACCUGGACAUUUCCUCCCAAUCUGUACACAGACAUGACAUCCGAUGGGUCGCAUGCAAGUAACAUACUACCCGAUGAUAUGCAUGAUCAGUUCUCUGUCACCUCUGAAAGUGAACAGAAUCCUUUUCUAAUGGCCUUUGAGCAGGGUGAUUCACUCGCCUUCAUGGAUUUGGAGUUAUUUACGGGCGCGAUAGAGUCAUCUUUGUUGCCUGUGGGCCAUCGCCCAGAUGUCGAUCCUUCACUAGAUCCCAAGGUUUUCAAUAAUCCUGCGGCAAUUGAGAACAUCGCAUCGACACUCACCAGUGACUUGCAUUGGACAGCUACCUCUGUAAACUACCAUGGGCCACCCUUCCUGCCUGCUUCUGUCCCUGCUUCUGUCGAGCAGACUGGGAGUGCACUGGCCAAGGCCACUGAUCAACGUUCAUCCUCUGGCCUCAUCGCUGCCAGUUUCAGUGAGACUGCAUGCUUCUCUGAUAUGUCUGCCAAUAUUGACAUCAUUGAUGCAACAGACGAAGCAGGACCUGUUUCAGUGCAACCUACAUUCAAAAUUCCACAAGUGGUUGCAAGGAACCUGUUGGCAGUUCGACCAAAAUUCCAUGUACCACGAGUUGGAAAAGUUCCACGCAUGGGGUUUCAAGGGGACUCCGCACCCACUAUGGCAAGUUUGGAUUUUUUGGACCUACUUUCACAGACGAAUACAAACGAGGGUGCGAGCGGGUCUGUGCCAUUACAGCAUGGUGGUCAGUCAGUGGACGAUAGUGGCUCCGCUAGAGCGAGAAGUCAAAGUGUCAUGCCGAUAGAAACACCUGAUGUCGAAGUUGCACUCUACAUUAGCAUGCGAUACGUGGAUCCUAGCGAUAAGAAGAUGCCUCAGAAGACUUGGUCCACAUUCAUCAAGUCUUGCCGGGUAUUGCAAACACCACCAACUCUGCACGAUAUCUUUCAGACCUUGCUGCCGGUGAGGCCUCAGCUGAAUGGUUAUCGAAUCACCAAUAUGCUGCGCUCGAUCCUGGAUUCAACUAAUGUUACGUAUUGGGUGGCCUCGUCCGGCACUCCAAUACCUAUGUCUCAUGAGGACUACGACAGUCCUCUGACAGGAUACCAGGAGUACGCACCUCUCAAGGAAGCGGUUCAUGACAAUGAAAGCACACUCAACCCUGUGGACCCAGGCUCAACAGAUUACAGAGAGCUGUGUGAAAAGCAGCGCAUCUCUCGGGGUACUCCUAUCUUUGUGCUCUAUAUUUUUAAUGACCAAACUGCAGCAUCCCCUGGCCAAAGUGGACUUGCGGCGACACCUCCUGUGCACAUUGACAAUUUCUUGUCUAAGUUGUACCCUGAUGCCUCAGUCCGGUUACAGGCAUUGGAUCGAUCUGAAAUAUUUGGAACUGCAUACAAGCAGACCCAGCAAACCCUUAUUCUCGCAAGGAUUGCAAAAGGCCUGGGCGUGGUGCCAGGUCACAAGGAGGGAGCACAGACAAGUGAGGGUGGUUCAAUUACAUGGUCUGAUGUAGUUGAUUGGGCACCUGGGGUGGCACCAUCAUCAGAGAGGAAUAUUCGAGGUCAAGCGGUGAAGGUUUUACAGUUCCGCGCGUGGAUCCAAGCACAUACACGGUUAUGGCAGCAGUCUCAGUCGGGGCCAGACAACUCUCCGCAAAAUGAUGAAGAGCUAUUUGCAUGGGUUCAAUUCAUAGGUCAGCCAGGUGGCCAUGGGGCAGACGAGGUGCUGAAUGGUUGGGGAUUCCAUGAACAGACUGCUGCGGGGAUGAAGGCAGCAGUCCUGCACAAACGCAUUAAUGCGUAUUUAAAAAAGAAUGCCAUUAGGCUGCCUAGUAUCAAGCUUACACAACUUGAAUUGUAA